This is a messenger RNA of Paramecium pentaurelia, 1356 nucleotides long. The record is from the annotation of a GenBank genome assembly. NCBI's taxonomy places the organism in Eukaryota, Ciliophora, Oligohymenophorea, Peniculida, Parameciidae.
AUGCAAAUUUUAACUAAAAACAUUUUUAGAAAAUUUGCAUUCACUCCAUUUUUCUCUUUCUCAUCUAAGAGAGAUUUGUAUGGUAAUACUAUAUUUAAGAAAUUAGAAUUAUUGGGAGUACCUAAGAAUGCAUCAUAAAAUGAUAUCAAAAAGGCUUAUUAUGGAUUAGCUAAGAAAUAUCAUCCAGAUGCAAAUCCAUCAAAGGAUGCUAAAGAGAAGUUUGCUGAAAUAAAUAAGUAAUAAUUAUAUUCUAUUAUUCUAGUGCAUAUGAAACAUUAUCAGAUGAUAAUAAAAGAAGAGUGUAUGACUAAGUUGGUAUGACAGGAGAUGAACAGGAUUAAGCUGGAGCUUAGGAUCCUUUUGCUGCAUAUAGUAGUUUCUUUAGAUAAGGAGCAAGAGGAGGUAGAGGAUAAGAAUUCGAAUUUGAUGAAUCAAUUUUUGGUGAUUUUGCAUCCUUUUUUAAUAUGGGAGGAGAAGCUGAAAGAACUAUUAAAGGAGCUGAUAUUUAUGUCUAAAUGGAUAUUUCUUUUAUGGAUAGUGUUCAAGGAUCACAAUAAACAAUUUAAUUUGAGAGAGUUGGUACAUGUACUACAUGUAAUGGUACUAAAUGUAAACCUGGUACUGCCCCAGGAAGAUGUACAAAUUGUGGAGGAAGAGGAUCUAUCAAUUAUAGAUAAGGAGCUAUGACUAUAUAAAUGUCAUGUACUAAAUGUAGAGGAACUGGAAUUUCAAUUAAAAAUCCAUGUAUCUAUUAUAUUUCAUUGAUUUAUAGGUACUUCAUGUAGAGGAGUGGGUAUAUAGAAAUAGUCAACAAAUGAAACAAUCAAUAUACCAAAGGGAAUAGCAGAUGGUCAAAACUUGAGAGUGACAGGUAAAGGAAAUGUUGGAGAAAAUGGAGGAAAAUCAGGAGAUCUUAUUAUUAAAAUUUAAGUUAAAUCUGAUCCUUACUAUAAAAGAGAUGGUUAUGAUUUAAUUACUAAUGCUUAUAUUUCUAUUGCUUAAGCAGUUCUAGGAGAUACAAUAAAAGUUAAGACUUUGAAUGGAGAUAAGUAGGUUUCUGUGAAACCAGGUUGUUAAGAUGGAGAGAAGAUGAGAUUGAGUGGUUUAGUAUAUUCUAUUAAAAAUAUUAAAGGGAAUUAACAAAUUGGCACCCAAUUAAAAUUAGAAAGGAGAUUAGGUUAUCAAUUUUAAAAUACAAAUACCUACAAAAUUAAAUGAUUAAUAAAGAGAGAUAUAUCAAGAAUUAGCCAAAGUAUUUAUUUUUAUUAAUUAUAAUAUAGUUGGAGAAAGCGUAAUUCCAAGAUUAGAAUGAUGAUGGGGUUUUUGAUAAAGUCAAGAAUAUUUUCCAUAAAUGAG